Messenger RNA from Hyla sarda, 360 nucleotides. Its product is annotated as cornifin-A-like. The coding region runs from base 1 to 228 and encodes 75 amino acids. NCBI's taxonomy places the organism in Eukaryota, Metazoa, Chordata, Amphibia, Anura, Hylidae. The record is from RefSeq and is a predicted model, not a curated record. The transcript is spliced from 3 exons.
AUGUCUGGGGUAAAAGGAGGACCAUGUGGCCAAAAAAUCCAGUGCCAGGAUCCUUGCAAGAACCCAUGCCAAGACCCCUGCCAAAAAGUACCUGUCUGCGUAGAUCCAUGCCAAGACCCAUGUAAACCAGGACUUCAGCAACAAGGUUAUUUCUACAAACAAGAUCCCUGCAACCCCUGCUGUCCAGACCCUUGCCAGGACCAAGGAACCUAUUACUCUAAUAAAUGAAGAUGUCACAAAGCAAUUCAGACUGUCUUCCUCUUCGCCCACAAGAUCUUAUAUAAUCAUCUUCUUUGACAUAACAUCUAUAAAUUGAACCUUGGUUGAUGUUUGUAAUUAGACUGCUGCUAAAUAAAAUGC